Messenger RNA from Fraxinus pennsylvanica, 474 nucleotides. The record is from the annotation of a GenBank genome assembly. NCBI's taxonomy places the organism in Eukaryota, Viridiplantae, Streptophyta, Magnoliopsida, Lamiales, Oleaceae.
AUGGCUACCUGUGUUAGUGGCAAUGCUAAUGUCUUAAUAGCCUAUGCUCCUAGGAUUAAUAGUAGUUAUAAAAUCGCACCCAAAUAUUUGGUUGUCGGUUCAUUAUCCAAAUCACCAGCAAAAAGUAUAAGCAUCAGAAGAAGAGGGUUUUCGGGUGCAAAAAUAAGAGCCGAAAGCGAGAGCAUAAUCAUGGAGAAAUCUGGUAUCAAAGUCGUCAAUAACCCUCCUGAAUCCAAGCUCUCUGAGCUCGGCGUCCGAUCUUGGCCCAAGUGGGGAUGUCCUCCAAGCAAAUUCCCAUGGACUUACUCGUCAAAAGAAACAUGCUUCUUGUUGAAGGGAAAGGUGAAGGUUUACCCUGAUGGAUCUGAUGAGGCAGUCGAGUUUGGUGCUGGUGACUUAGUGGAGUUUCCCAAGGGAAUGAGCUGUACUUGGGAUGUGUCGGAAGCUGUGGACAAGCAUUAUAUGUUUGAAUGA